Messenger RNA from Drosophila biarmipes, 4156 nucleotides. RefSeq lists its product as uncharacterized. Lineage: Eukaryota; Metazoa; Arthropoda; Insecta; Diptera; Drosophilidae. The coding region runs from base 270 to 1667 and encodes 465 amino acids. The transcript has 7 exons. The record is from RefSeq and is a predicted model, not a curated record.
CGUGGUAGCGCGUGGUCGUGGAAUUUUCCGGGAAAACCCCUGAGGAAAACUCAAACAGUGCGAGGCAGCAGAAGCAGAAGCAACAGCAACAACAACGACUAACUAGAGCAGAGGAAAUUUGACAGACUUUGAUGUGAAUCGGAAACGAGGCCAAAGGCUAAACAGAAAAGAGGGAAAAUACACACGGGAACAGAGGAGCCGGGCCAAUAGUGUGCAAAUUGAUAUAGUCGGAGCAGCAUGGAUGAGGAGCACGACGACGAUCGAAUAAUAUGAGAUUAGAUGGGGCUCUAGAGCCCCGGCCCCGUCAAGGAGCUGCCAUCUUCAAGGGCCGCGAACCAUGUGAGACACAGCAACAGCAGCCAGCUGAUGAAGACGACGAGGCCGCAGACGCUGAGUGUUUGACCACCAACCACAGCAUCAGCAGCAACAAUUGCCAAGUCAACUUGGUCCUCAGACCAGAGAGAACCACACCAACCACGUCCACGCCCAGAAAAACAACUGGAGGCAAAGGAAAAGGCGAACGGGUAGGCAGCGACAGCAACACCAGCACCACCACCGCUGCCAUAAGAGCGCGUGCCAUAUUAAUGGCGCCCAACGUGGGGCGGAAGAGCCUUGGCCUUCGACUUCCGAUGAAGCCGGGCCGCAGGAUGAUGGGAUCGGGCUGGGAAGGCCUUAACGGCCUGGUCCUGUGCCUGAUUUCCGUUAUUGCCCUGCUGCCGCCACUGACGCUCGGCGAUGACGGUGACAAUUUCUUUGCCGUGAAUGCCUUCAGCGCGGGUCCGGAGACGACAACGCCAGAGUUUGAUUAUGCCAGCCGCGGGCAGAAGAAGUUCGGCGACAAGUGCGACAAUACCUUGGAGUGCGGCUUUCCCGGCUCCAUUUGCGAUCCCAAGAAGAAGUCCUGCCAGUGCACCGAGGAUCUGCCCGUCACCAAUCACAUUGACAAAUGUGGCAAAGAGGCCGCCGUGAACGAGUCCUGCUUCUUCAACGAGCAGUGCGAGAUGCGAUACUUCCAGACGGAGUGCCGGGAUGGGCGCUGCAUCUGCCGGUUCGAGAUGUCGCCCUUCUGGGACAAGGACGGGUCCGUGGAGUGCAAAGGGCGCCAGGACAAGAGGGGACCCGAGACCUACAUCGACCCGGCCAUGAUUGGCGUGCUGGUAGGAAUGGCAUUGAUGUUUGUUAUUAUUUGUGUCGUCCUGCGAUUGUUUAGCCAAGCCCGCUGGCGUGAGAACCGGACCAUCUUCAACACGCCCAAUCCUCGCCUGAUGAACGUCUCCCUGCUGCGGGAUAGCAAAUUGCUCCAUGGCCAGGAGCGCCGGGGAUCCAGGAUGUCGGUGCGGGCCCCUUCGCGGCAGCCCAGCAUGGCCUCCCUGAGGCCCCACUCCCCCAACCCGUCGCUAGGUAAGACAGGAUCCCAUUCGGAGUCGCAUGGCAGCAAUGCAUCGGCGGCCUCGGUUCGCUCCCAGCGCAGCAACUCGGUGGCUCCCCAGGGCAAGGCGGCCCACCAUGAGCGCCACGGAUCCGCCCAUCGCCAGCACCACCCACACGGCCACCAGCCCAAGGAGCAGCCCCAGUCGCCGCAGGAUCAGUCGCUGAUCACCAACAUCACCACCAAUCCGGUGGCCGAGAGCGUGACCGUGGAGAUCAUCGAGCCGGGACAGAAAUAAGGAUGAGCCACGUCGGCGGAAGGAUCGAAAUUGAAAGUAUAAAGAGCAAGAUGGUAAAGGCGAGAUUAACUGGCUAACUCUCUGACACACGAACACUGGACACGAAACGCAAAUAGAACCACAUAGUCACGAUAUAUGCACGCGAUAAUAAGGCGGGCCCGCUCCCGAAAGGGGCGUGGCCCCGGCAAAAACAAAAAACAAAUACACAUGAGGCCAUUGUUCGACUCUUUUUGACAAAGACAAUUUUUGCAAUUAAUGGAAAUUUUUUAACCAAACCAAUUAUAUACUUAUUAUAUAAAUAGGGAGCAUAUGGAAAAGAAACGAACACACACAUACACCCAGAACAAUGCUAAAUGAAUUACUUACGUACGACUACACCGUAAAAAAUAAUUGAAAAAAACCUUGCAUAACAAAUUCAUACUACUCUUUUUUUCAACCAAAAAAAAAAACAAAAAAAAAACUAUAAAACCGAAAGGGAAAAAUUUACUAAUUUAAACAACAUAUUGUAAUGCAGUUAUAUAACUAAGCUUUGGGUUAAAGGCUUUAAGGAUUCAAAGAGAAAUCACACCGCGUAGAGCAAACCUAGGCAAGAUCUCAAUCGUAGUGUUCUAUAGCCAGCCAUCGGAGGCACUGCGUCGUGGCCAAGGAUGCGAUGAAUUGGCAGAAACCAAAAGCAAACCGCUGAUACAACGCCUUAUCUAUACCUAUAUUAUAGAUCCAAUUGCCGCUCUAGCUCCCACAUAUGGAUGUUAUAACCCAGAAAACAGAGACGAUGACAAAACCAAGAUGAAGAAAUAUUUAACAACCUCGGGACCAUAUUUUAUAAUCAAAAUAUGCGUUUCAUUGCGAAGCACGCACGUUCACAUUACUCUCGAUUUACUUUGUUGGGUACUAUCCUUUCGUUCUCGAACAGAGGUAGUGGGUUCGGAAGAGGAGUACCUAUAUUUUUAAACAACUAGCUGAGCAAAUUUAGGGAACACUCACAACAUGAUAUUAAGGAUAAUGAUUACACAGGCUCGCCAAGAGUCCAAAAUCUAAAUUGACUUCCAGUUGAACGAUAUGAUUUGAGAUUUUCGGUUCGAAGCAACGUAGAUUUUUCAGUUCGACAGCCCUUACAAACUCACACAGCACUUUGCAGACCGGGGCCGAGGAUUUUCGGGCAGUGCACUGGGCUAGCCGGAAGUAGGGGAAGAUUUCCGGGUCUGUCCAGUGCGAGGCUCGAAUCGCAAUCGGACCGCGGCUCUCCAGGCUAUAGCCGCAGUAGGAAUAGAAAACGAUAUCGAUAAGGUUCAGUUGUUGCCCCCCAAACAGACGAUUCUCAUUUGCUUUUGUGCUCAAUCAAAGAAGCUUAACUGUGAGAAUACCAAAUGAAUACAAGAUAAAAACAUAAACGUAGAGCGAUCAAAUCUUAAAGUUGCUUGAGAACUUCUAGCUAAACAAUUACAACUAGAGUAAACAAAAUGAGAAAACUUAAAAAAAAAACGAAAACAAUUUUAUUAAAGCAUCGAAUUUUUCUUGAAAACCAAAUGAGCAAACAAACAAUCUUAUUUCUAGGACAACCAAAUCUAGUUACUUAUUUACGUACAUUCUAAAGGGCAUUCAAGAAAACAAUUUAGGCUUUGGAAUUUGGGGAAGAAUUUCAAGGUUUAACUUUGUUUUCACCGAACAGCAAAGGCAAAACACUUACAUCUAAGCACAAAAGAUUUAGACUAUAUUACGAGUAAUUAUAAAAGAGAAUACAAACAAAUAAAUCACUGAUUUUUCUAUUUACAUCAGAUAUUGUUGAAGGCAGACUUUAAGCGAAUUUUAAAUAAGCUAAACCAAUGAUGGGCAUAAGAAGAGAAUAUUUUAAAACCAAUUAUAUACAUACAUGAAUAUGCUUUAUUUACUUUAAUAUUUACAUUAUACACAACAACUACAUACAACUAUUAUAUGAACUUGUAUUGAAGUUUCGUGAAAAACUGCUACCAAACCGAAUGCGAUAAAUUCAUUUACACUCUACCAAAGGAAAACCAAAACAAAAAUUUUAUAUAUGAAGCGAACUCUUGUAAUGCUAAUAUUAUACAUCUAGAAUCAAAUGCCAUUAUCGCACAUCUAAGCCAUAGGACGCGAAGAACAAGAACCUAAGUAAUGAUGGGACAAACCUAAGUCUUUAAGCCUAGAGGAGAAGCAACUUAUAGAGUUCAACAUUUCGAUUUUUCAUGUGACUUGUAACUACAAAGAAACCAAAAGCGGAUACUAGAGAGGAUCGUAGUUAUAGAGAGCGAAUCAAAGCCAGACAGUACGAGUAGCAAAAUAUAGACGACGGUAAUGUAAUCUUAGCCUACAGGAUAAAUUGCUUUUUCAAAUUCAAGAGGGCAAACGAAAACGAUCGAGUUGAAACAACUAAGUACGAGUAUAUUAUGAAGUACAUAUUAAAUAUAUACAUAUAUAACUAUAUUUAAAGAUCAGUUCACUAUAAUAAAGUCUAUAUUACCAUACCUAACAGA